AUUAUUACGACAUUUUCUUUGUUUGGACAUAAAUUCCUGGUAUUAAAAUUUUUCAAGAACAUAUAAAAUAGACUAUGUACACUUGCUCACGUUGCGGGCGUCAAGUAUAUUAUGCUGAAAUAAAAAGUGCUGGUGGUAAAGUUUAUCAUUCGUUUUGUUAUCAGUGUUCGUUUUAUUAAAGAUUGUUGUAAAAGACUUCUAGACUCUUGUACAGUUAACAUAUAUAACGGAGAAAUUUUUUGUAACGGCUGUUAUAGGAAUAUUUUUAAUCCCAGAUUAAAUCGUUACAAAUUUCCGGAGCAAAUAAAAUCUACUAGAUGCGUUAAUUCAGAUUCUUCUGUAGGACACCUAACUUUAAAAAAAUUACCUAAUGAAUCGCCAUAUUGCCGCAGCACAAAAGACAAUUCCCCAAAUUCACACCGUCUUUCCCCAAUAAAAUCUGAACAUUGUUCACUAAACUCGUUCCAAGAUUUUCUUAAAAGUAAAGGAAAAACUUUAAACAAGUAGACAGUCUUUAUAAUUCGUUUAGUUAUAUUAAAUCAGAAUUAUACAUUUGGGUUUAAAAAAGUUUGAGACAACAAAAUCACAAGAGUAAUAGUACAAAAAGAACCAGUAGUGAAUCAUGUAGGAACUCUUUAACACACCACUGAUGACCCUGGAUUAUGUCACCAUCUUCAGAUGUGUCUAAUAAAGGGUGGAUAUGUAAACUGUGUUGUUCAAAAUUUCGCCGUAGUAGCAAAGUUAAACAAAUGAAUAAAGGAAAAGCGAAGAACGAUCCAAACAUUUUGUUCCAAAGUACAAUUUCCAGCAAAUCGGUAAAUGACUUAAACCCGUUUAGCGUAUCAGAUAAUAGAGUUAAUUCAGACUAUUCAAAGAAGGCACAAAAAGCUAAAACAUUUUCCCUCUUCUGUCCAAAAUAUUAUAACUGCGUUGACGUCAGAAACACGUAUGGUGGUUCGGCUCUAGAAGGUGGAACUAGUAUUGACAAAAAAUUGUGUGGAAGUUUGGGUUGGUUUUUGUUUCCAAACAAGUCUCAAAUUCAGAACGAAGUCCAAUCGAAGAGGACCUCACCUAUUACAAACAACACUUGUGACACUGUAAUAUCCAAAAAUACGUCAGAAAUCCAUCAAAAUUGGGAAACACAUAAAAAUCCAUUUGGCAUAGAAUGUAGAGAAGGGUCUUUAAUUUCUAAAGGUCCAAAUGAUUUACCAGUAAGUGUUAGAGAACAAUUUAAUGACGAUCGCGUUAUGAAAUGUGGAUUUCCAUGCAAAUUUUCGCCUGAAACUACUAAAAUAAGUUUUCCACAGCAUACAAUUCCAGCAAAAGAUGCAUGUUUGAGUAAUUUUAGUACAAAUUGUGGCCUGAAUUCACUUCCUGCUGCAAGAGAAAUUGUAGGUGAUCCAAAAAGACAAAUAAACGGAUUUCAUCCAUUUAAUAGAUCUCCUACACUAAAACAGGGGCUUAACAAUACAAAUAUGAGAGGAACGACGAAAUUAUAUGACUAUCAGGAAUUAGACAUGAACAAUUGUAUGAAUGGAGAUGCUAAUAUAAACGGAGAUAAACAGAUAAAAAAUGAAUAUGGUGAAAAUGGUACAAAUCCAGACACAAAAGUUGGAGAUAUCGUUUUCAAAGAACGUGUGCCUGAAGAUCUCAAAAACAAAGAUAUUUUCAAUUAUCCAGCUGAUGAUACUUGUGAAUUUUCUCAAGUGUUUGAAAACGAUGGAAGUGCCUUUGGUCGUUUUGCGUUGUUUUCGAGACUUUGUGACAAGUACAAAACCAUAAAUAGGCGCUUUACUUUAAAAAGGACCAUGAAAAAGAAGAGAAAACGACGAAAAGAUAAAUCAAAACUGAAAUGGCUCGCACGUUACAUCGAUGAACAGUUGAAAAAGAAGGGAAUAAUCGAAUCUUCGAUAUCUGAAGAUUUAGAGAAAUCUAUUAAAAUCUUCUUUAUAAGGCGAUUUGAUUCAGAAAAGAGCAGCGAUGAGAUAAUUGAAAACAAUAUUUAUAACCGAACUAGUCCACAAAAAAGAUAUGUAAAAUGUAGCAGUUGUGGCCGUGAUACAUCCCAAAGCCGUUGUUGGAAUUUCACCCUAAAAACUAGCAGUUUUAGUAAUACAAUAAGCGAAAGCAAAAACAUUACAAGCAAAUCAGACACGUCAGAAAAAAAUAUUAACAAAAGAACAAUCAUUGAACAAAACAACAACAAACGCUUUGUUGAUGUUGCUGUUAAUUACGAACUCCUUGUUAGUCCAAAAGCAGAUAAAGCUGUGACAGCAUUAAUUAGUAACAAGACUUUGAAGAUAGAUCAGUAUGUUGACACUCAUGAUAUUGAUCAAUAUUAUACAAACCAGAAGUACAACAGUCGUAAUUGUAAUAACAAUAUUAGAAGUAAAAGAAUGUGUUACAAAAAAAUUGACUUUAAAGAUGUUGUGGAAUGCUUUGAUGAAAACAAAAGAAUAGUAAAAUUAAAGAAAGAACAAAAUCGUCUAAUAAAAAAUAAAACCCACUGCUGUCUUAAGAAAACUUCAGUAACAGAUUUAACACAGCACAGAACGAAAAGAAGUUUACUUUUAUCGAAAAGUAUUCCUUCUUUUUUUAAAUGUACCACAAAAGAUAAGCAUAACAUGAAGCCAGGGAAAAAUUAUGAUUGCCAAGUACUGUUCAGAAAUAAAUGUCAUUCUAGUGAUGCAUCUUCACAUUCUCCAAGUUCAGAUGAUGAACAUAAUGUUUUAUUUAUAAAUAAAUUGAGUAGGAGCUCAUUCUACAUAUUCAUCACAAAAGCUGUGAACGAAGACAGUAAUAUUCGGAGAUCUUCAAGUGAAAUUUCCAUUAGAAAAAAAUGCGUUCUAAACAAAAGAAUAUUAGUCAAAAGCAAUUCAUACUGUUCACGCCAUAUCUACCGGAAAGAGAAUUGCGGGACUUACGAAAAUUAUCUUGUUGCAUUUAAUUAUGAAGAAGAUAAAUGCUCACUGUUAAAAAAGGAAAAUAACAAGUGUAAAACACGGGAUUCUUUUAAUGAAAAACACGCGAGUGGUUCUAGUUGCCUCGAGGGUUGUGAAGGGGGAUAUCGUACCUGACGAAUUGAAUUCUCUUGAUUUAUUUAAUAUUGGAGAAUCACCACAAAGAGAAAGUUCUUCCAAGCACAAUAUUCCGGAUAAUUAUAAAAAUGAUAAAAAUGCAAGGAAUCCAUGUCACGAUGGUUCACAGAAUUUAAAGAGGGAUACUGGGCAUGGCCGAUGUAGAAAAGACGGUCCUCCAAAACCUCUUCCCUUCAUGAAGGAACUGAACGAGUUUUGGAAACAGCGGCAAUCUGGAUU
Agrilus planipennis (emerald ash borer) is the source of this 3317-nucleotide messenger RNA. RefSeq lists its product as uncharacterized. The record is from RefSeq and is a predicted model, not a curated record. Lineage: Eukaryota; Metazoa; Arthropoda; Insecta; Coleoptera; Buprestidae. Bases 663 to 3077 code for a protein of 804 amino acids. The transcript has 6 exons.